Hemibagrus wyckioides is the source of this 2143-nucleotide messenger RNA. RefSeq names its product cornichon family AMPA receptor auxiliary protein 3 (gene cnih3). The transcript has 6 exons. Gene Ontology annotation, cellular component: synapse; dendrite. The record is from RefSeq and is a predicted model, not a curated record. Gene Ontology annotation, biological process: regulation of AMPA receptor activity; vesicle-mediated transport. Lineage: Eukaryota; Metazoa; Chordata; Actinopteri; Siluriformes; Bagridae. Bases 559 to 1038 code for a protein of 159 amino acids.
AAACAAACAAACAGGGGUUUAAUUACAAAACCGCGCAAAUUGUGUUGGACAGAGGAGUUGUGUUGAAGCCCCAGAUAAAGAGAGAGGAUGAGGGAAGGAUCUGUACAUCCACCUGUUUAAUUCAGCACCAUACUGAGCCAAAGGUGUGAGGAAGAGGACUGUGAGGAGAGGUCCUGUUCUCUCUCUCUCUCUCUCUCUCUCUCUCUCUCUCUCUCUCUCUCUCUCUCUCUUUCCUCCCAUUCCUCCCGCAGUAAUCUCUCUUCCACAACAAACCGGCGCUCAGUGUGUUCCCGCAGUCAGGAUAACCGCACGAGGAUUUGAUCUUCUCUCUUCAUUCCAUUCCUCUUCAGAUUGCAGUCAUGGGAUUUUACUUUACUUCCUUUUGACAUCAGAAAGUCUAUAGAAUAAAAACCCCGGUCAGUGAUAGGAGGAGACGUGUCGCUGUGCUGGAUGAAGAUGUUAGAAUCCUGGCUGUCACUCGAAGCGUAAAGCGCUUUCUUUCCCAUCUUUUUUCCUUUCUUUUCUGACGCCGAUUGGAAAUUAAAACAGUGAUCAAUAAUGUUCACGUUCGCUGCCUUCUGUUACAUGCUUUCCCUCGUCCUUUGUGCUUCCCUCAUCUUCUUCGCUAUCUGGCAUAUAACAGCCUUUGAUGAGCUCCAUGCAGACUUCAGAGUGCCGAUUGAUCAGGGCAAUCCAUUCCACGCACGUGAAAGACUUCGGAACAUUGAGAGAAUAUGCUGUCUGCUCCGAAAGCUGGUGCUUCCAGAGUAUUCAAUCCAUGGUCUCUUCUGUAUCAUGUUCAUGUGUGCUCAAGAAUGGCUAACUGUGGGCCUCAACAUCCCUCUGCUUUUCUACAACACAUGGAGGUACUUCCACAGCCCCACAGACACCAAGGAGCUGCUUUAUGACCCUGCAAGUGUCAUGAAUGAUGAUACGCUCAAGUUCUGUCAGAAAGAGGCUUGGUGCAAGAUGUCUUUCUUCGUGCUUUCCUUCUUCUAUUAUCUCUACUGUAUGAUCUACAAUUUGGUGACCUCAUAACAGAGCUCUUCGCACAGAGGAAAGUAUUGGGAUUUCAGAGACUGUUUUCUCAAACAUGUAGUAUUUGUCUAAUCACUGGUUCUUAAUCACUGUAUCUAUGAAACCAUUAAAUUCUGCCUACAGGCUGCGCAAUGUGAAGCACUUGGUAUAAUACACACGUUAUAAAGCACACGUUAUAAACAUUGCACAGACUGACUCACAUGUCCUUCAGCAUAUCCAGGAUACAUAUGAGAUCCAUGCCGGUGUUAUGGGAACAAAUAGUGGAUUUUGAACGGGUCAGUGUGUUUGUACAAUGUAAAGACAAGAAAAAAGUUUUAAUAUGGAACAAAUACUGUUUAAUGUUUAAUCUUUUGUGUAUCGCACAAUUUGUGUAAUGCUCUGUUUUUUGCUGUUGUUUAGUUGUUUUAAAAAAGAUAAAUGUGAAAUGAUCUAUAUUUACAUAUGAUAUUGAAAGUAUAUUAUUAUUAUUAUUAUUAUUAUUAUUAUUAUUAUUAUUAUUAUUAUUAUUAUCAUUAUUAUUAUUUAUAUACAAUACUGAGAAUACAGAGUUACACUCAAGUCUUCCUGUAUUUAAUAUGUCAAGCUGUUCAGUUCAGGCAAUCUGACCUUGAGCCAAAAGAACUUACUCUCACAUGCUCCAUAUUUUCUCCCACGAGAGCGAGGCUGUGAUCACCAGGUUUUUUUUAAAGCCAGAAAAUAUUUUACACGUAACCCCAUGGUGAAGAAAAGGUGCUGAUGGCUGUUUUUGUUAGCACAAAAAACUUCCAAAUGAUUUUUAACUUUGUAGAAAAAAAGCUGAGGAGCGUCAAGUCCUUAUUAUAACCCUAAUAGUUAAUCAGGUCCCAGCUCAGGGAAUGAGAGAACAGAAGAGACAUGGAGGCCAGAAUGGCCUUGAAAAUAUGUCUUAAUGAGUGAAUGUUGCAAUCUCACUAGCAAUAAGACACUUGUUAGUUUUGGGCCAUUGGUAUCUGAUGUCAUGGUUCCACUUUAACUGUGACUGCAUCCAAUAGCCUAAAUAUCUCUUCUUCCAUAGAUAAUCUAAACAUUAUUAAUAAUACAGUGAGGGAAAAAAUUAUUUGAUCCCCUGCUGAUUUUGUACGUUUGC